Theobroma umbraticum is the source of this 1375-nucleotide messenger RNA. RefSeq names its product bZIP transcription factor family protein (gene TGA9). Gene Ontology annotation, molecular function: sequence-specific DNA binding; DNA-binding transcription factor activity. Gene Ontology annotation, biological process: regulation of DNA-templated transcription; DNA-templated transcription. The record is from RefSeq and is a predicted model, not a curated record. Lineage: Eukaryota; Viridiplantae; Streptophyta; Magnoliopsida; Malvales; Malvaceae.
CUGACCAACUUCUUGUCUGUGCUUGAUAAGAAUCUUUUAAAUCACCAACCACUGCAUGCUUUUCUUUUUCUCUUUUUAUCCCUUUCCUCGUUUAUUAUAUCAAAUAUCAAAUGGGUAUAUACUUCCCCUUAUUAUACAUCUCUUAAUACGUACACUUUUUUAUAAUGUUGCAGAGAAGAGGUUCAACUUCUGAGAAACAGCUUGAUGCUAAGACACUGAGACGUUUAGCUCAAAACAGAGAAGCUGCAAGGAAAAGCCGUCUAAGGAAAAAGGCAUAUGUGCAGCAACUAGAAACAAGUAGAAUAAAGCUAACUCAACUUGAGCAAGAUCUUCAGAGAGCACGAUCUCAGGGACUAUUCUUGGGAGGUUGUUCUGCUACAGUUGGAAAUAUCAGCUCUGGGGCUGCAAUAUUUGACAUGGAAUAUUCAAGAUGGUUAGAAGAUGAUCAGAGGCACAUGUCAGAGCUAAGAACGGGAUUGCAUGCACACCUUUCCGACAGUGACCUUCGAGUGAUUGUAGACGGCUACAUUUCUCAUUAUGAUGAUAUUUUCCGGUUGAAGGGAGUGGCUGCAAAAACUGAUGUUUUCCAUCUUAUAACUGGGAUGUGGACUACGCCGGCGGAGCGCUGCUUCCUUUGGAUGGCCGGUUUUAGACCUUCCGAGCUCAUCAAGAUGUUAAUAUCACAAUUAGACCCGUUAACAGAACAGCAAGUGAUGGGGAUUUACAGCCUCCAGCAUUCUUCACAACAGGCAGAAGAGGCACUUACCCAAGGCCUGGAACAGCUCCAGCAGUCUCUAAUUGACACUGUUGCUGGCGGGCCAGGCAUUGAUGCAAUGCAACAAAUGGCUGUUGCCUUGGGCAAGCUUGCCAAUCUUGAAGGCUUUGUUCGCCAGGCUGAUAAUCUAAGACAGCAAACACUUCACCAGUUGCCUCGGAUAUUGACUGUUAGACAGGCAGCAAGGUGUUUUUUGGUGAUCGGCGAGUACUAUGGGCGAUUACGAGCACUUAGUUCUCUUUGGGCGUCCCGUCCCCGAGAGUCCUUGAUGAGUGAUGAUCACUCAUGCCAAACGACAACAGACUUGCAUAUGGUGCAACCAUCACAGAAUCAUUUCUCAAACUUCUGAUAAAAAAGAAAGAAUCCCACUAGCCAGCCUGAUCAGCAAUCACAAAUCCUGUAUUUUCACAGCCAUGCAAAUUGGAUUUCCCAUCAUCGAGCUACUUUAGAGGAGAUAGGACCUUUCUUUUUCUUUUCUUUUUCUUUUAUCUCUUUGAUUAUUAAGUUAUCCUUGUAAAUGAAAAAUCAAUUUUAAUGUGCAAUGGAGGAGGGAGCUUCUCUCUUUUCUUGAAAGAAAUUAAAUUAAGAGAUCAUCAUAAA